AUGGAGAGUGCAAUUACUCUGUGGCAGUUUCUGUUGCAAUUACUUCUCGAUCAGAAACAUGAGCAUCUCAUCUGCUGGACAUCCAAUGAUGGAGAAUUCAAGCUGCUCAAAGCAGAGGAAGUGGCCAAGCUAUGGGGACUGCGGAAGAAUAAAACAAACAUGAACUAUGACAAGCUGAGUCGAGCCCUUCGCUAUUAUUAUGAUAAGAACAUUAUUAAAAAAGUUAUUGGACAGAAGUUUGUCUACAAGUUUGUGUCCUUUCCAGAAAUCUUAAAAAUGGAGACUCAUGCUGUGGAGGUGAGCCGGGAUAGCCUAUUGCUGCAGGACAGCGAUUGCAAGAUCCCGAAUGAACUGCAUGAGAGACACAAGCAAACUUUGUCCGCACUAAAGAGCGCUAGUCGCAACGAGUACAUCCACUCAGGCCUGUAUUCCUCCUUCACUAUAAACUCACUGCAACAUCAGGCAGAGUACAAAGUUAUCAAAACUGAGAACAUGCAAGAGGAGGAUGAGCCACAAGAAGAUGAAGAAGAUGAAGAGGAGGAGGAGGAACAGGUGGAAGUCAAGAGUCCAGUAGAGGAAGUCAGGACUGUUAUAAGAUUUGUUACUAACAAAACGGACAAAGAAAUAAUCCGACCUGUCAUUUCUCUGCCUUCUACAUCAGAAUCGGCAGCUGCAUCUGCUUUCCUAGCAUCAUCUUUGUCAGUUAAAGGAUCUUCCCAUAUAUCAUCCAAUACAACUAGUGUGUCCUCUUCUCCACACUCCUCGCGAUCCCCAUCCUUGUCCCCCAAUAUAUCCUUCUCCAAUGAGCAAAGGAGUGUAUUUUUAGAUUAUCCAGAUACCAACGAACCAUUAAAUCUCUCAGCAGGAUCCAAAACAAAGCUGUCCUACCAUCCUCCCAAAGGAAAGAAACCUAAAGGAUUGGAAAUCUGCUCUCCACCUCUUCUGCUCUCCAGUAGUGAUAUAGGCUCAAUUGCCCUAAACAGCCCAGCACUUCCCUCAGGAUCUCUAACACCAGCUUUCUUUACUGCUCAGACACCUAAUGGGUUACUGUUAACCCCAAGUCCUCUUCUUUCAAGCAUCCACUUCUGGAGCAGUCUUAGUCCUGUAGCUCCACUAAGUCCUGCCAGGCUGCAAGGACCUAACACUUUGUUCCAGUUUCCAAACCUGCUGAACAGUCACCUGCCGAUGCAGCUACCAGGGUUGGACAGAGCAUCAUCUCCAGUGCUGCUAUCAUCUAACUCACAAAAAUCCUGA
Messenger RNA from Staurois parvus, 1254 nucleotides. NCBI's taxonomy places the organism in Eukaryota, Metazoa, Chordata, Amphibia, Anura, Ranidae. The record is from the annotation of a GenBank genome assembly.